Molecule: messenger RNA, 578 nt
Organism: Helianthus annuus (common sunflower)
Lineage: Eukaryota; Viridiplantae; Streptophyta; Magnoliopsida; Asterales; Asteraceae
Product: auxin-responsive protein SAUR21
Exons: 1
Coding region: 94-390 (98 amino acids)
Biological process (GO): response to auxin
Source: RefSeq, a predicted model, not a curated record
AACAAUACUUCUAAACCAUCGUUUGAAUAUUUCCUUCUGUUCUUUUAAGGCACAUUACCUGGUAUCCUACUUGUCAACUUUUCUUGUCAAGAAAUGGCCAUUAUCCGGUUUCCUUCGUUUAGCAGCAAAACCAAAAACUUCAGCAAAUUGCAAGGACUAUGCAACCGAAACAAGUUAGAUGUACCGAAAGGUUAUUUGGCGGUCUAUGUUGGAGAAAUUCAGAAGACUCGAUUUGUGGUUCCGUUAUCAUUUCUUGAACAUCCUCUAUUUCAAGAUUUGCUACGCCGGUCUGAAGAGGAGUUCGGGUUUGACCAUCCUAUGGGGGGUCUAACAAUUUGUUGCCAAGAAGAUGUCUUCACAGAUCUAAUCUCCAGAUUGCCUGUUCCAUGAUCCAGAUUACUUAGGUUGUUAAUUUUAGUAAACCAUUAGGGAGAGAGCUUUUAAACCAUGUAAAAAUCCCCUGCCAACACUAUUUUUAUGUUACAAGGGGCCGGCUUCAUCAUUUUGAACAAUUAUUUAGUUGUUUAUGAUAUCACAAGUUGUUGAAAGAAUAUACAAUUAUAUAGUUGUUUAUGAUA